Molecule: messenger RNA, 2001 nt
Organism: Euleptes europaea (tarantolino)
Lineage: Eukaryota; Metazoa; Chordata; Lepidosauria; Squamata; Sphaerodactylidae
Gene: TRIM41
Product: tripartite motif containing 41
Exons: 6
Coding region: 1-1935 (644 amino acids)
Molecular function (GO): protein binding; zinc ion binding
Source: RefSeq, a predicted model, not a curated record
AUGGCGGCAGCAGCAGGCCCCCUGAACCCUGUGGCCACCCUCCACGAAGAGGCUGUCUGUGCUAUCUGCCUGGACUACUUCACUGACCCAGUGUCCAUUGGAUGCGGCCACAACUUCUGCCGGGUGUGUAUCACUCAGUUGUGGGGUGCCGGGGACGGUCCAGAUGAGGAAGAAGAAGGAGAUGAUGUAGGAGCGUCUGGCUCCGAUGGUGACUACAGGCCUGGUUCCGAGGAGGCCGCGGAUGAUGGAGGGAUAGAUGACCUGGGACCUGAGGAAGAUGUUGAUGAUGAAGAUGAUUUAGAGGACGAUGAGUACCUGGAUGGUGGGGACAUGGAUGAGGAAGAUGAUGAUGCAUCCAGGGAUGGGUAUGAUGAAGAUGAUGAGGAAGUGUGGGAUGAGGAGGAAGACAGAGACUUUUGGGACCAGGAUCCUGGGUCAGAUGAGAUGUGGCAGGAUGCCAUGGAGAAUGACCUGUUCUUUGACAACUACGAUGAAGAGGGGGAAGUGAUGGAUGAAGAAGGGGAGUAUGAUGUGGACUACCCUGCAGAAGCAGCCUCCCCGACUCCACCACCGCGCCAGUCUUUCACUUGCCCACAGUGCCGCAAAACGUUCCCUCACCGCAACUUCCGCCCCAACCUUCAGCUGGCUAACAUGGUGGAGAUCAUCCGCCAGAUGCACCCGCAGCCGCUCAAGGCUGCAACGGCAUCAACUGAGUUGGUGGAGCUGGGCGCAGCGGGGGAUGCAUCAGGAGUGCCGCCUGCCUUGGCGGCAGGUAGAGCUCCACGAGGGGAGCGAAGCUUGUGCGCGAAGCACCAGGAGCCGCUCAAGCUUUUCUGUGAAGCUGAUGAGGAGCCGAUCUGCGUGGUGUGCAGGGAGUCACGAAGCCAUAAACAUCAUAGUGUCAUGCCACUUGAGGAAGUUGUGCAAGAAUACAAGGCCAAACUCCAGGAUCACUUGGAUCCACUGAAGAAGAAACUGGAGGCUGUUCUGAAGCAGAAGUCAAGCGAACAAGAGAAAGUAGCUGAACUCAGGAACAAGAUGAAGCUGGACAUGAAAGAAUUCGAGUCGGACUUUGAGCGGCUGCACCAGUUCCUUGUGGGGGAGCAGGCGCUGCUCCUGCACCAGCUGGAGGAUCGCUACGAAAUUCUGCUAGCCCGCCAGAAUAGUAAUAUCACUCACCUGGAGGAGCAGGGGGCUGCGCUAAGCCGCCUCAUUGCAGAAGCCGAAGACAAGAGCAAGCAGGAUGGUUUGCAGCUGCUCAAGGAUUUCAAAGGCACCUUAGUCAGGUGUGAGAACAUAACAUUCCAGGAUCCUGAGAUGGUGCCAGUGGACGCAGGAAAGAAAUAUCGGAACUGUUUCCUUGUCGACAUCUUGAUGAAGAAGAUGGAGAAAGUCUUCAGCAAAAUCCCUCAAGUUGACUUGACCCUGGACCCUGAGACGGCCCAUCCACGGCUCACCCUCUCCUCCGACUGCCGCAGCGUCCGCCUCGGGGAGCGCUGGCGAGACGUGCCCGACAACCCCAAACGCUUCAACUCCGACUACUGCGUGCUGGCUCUGAAGGGCUUCACUGGCGGCCGCCACUGCUGGGAAGUGGAGGUGGGCGGCCGACGGGGCUGGGCCGUGGGAGCGGCCCGGGAAUCGGCCAGGCGCAAAGAGAAGUCCAGCGGAGGCCCCCACCUGAAGCGGGAGAUCUGGUGUGUGGGGACCAAUGGGAAGAAGUACCAGGCCCUGACGACCACCGAGCAGACGUCCCUCUCUCCCUCUGAGAAGCUCCGGCGCUUCUGCGUCUACCUGGACUAUGAGCAGGGCCAGCUGAGCUUCUACAAUGCCGAGAGCAUGUCCCACAUCCACACUUUCAACGCCUCGUUCCAUGAGCGCAUCUUCCCUUUCUUCCGCAUCCUCUCCAAGGGCACCCGCAUCAAGCUCUGCAAUUGAUGCUGCUGCCUCCGCUGCUUUUGCUCUUACCUGUAACUGGAUGCUGUCCCCAACCUAGCCUCACUU